CAAAGUGGGCGGUGACUAGAAUAACGAAUAAUCUCUUCGGUUUGUGGGACUAUUGAGGGGAAGGGCCGCAAGUUUAUUACGGGCCAGUGAGUUUUCUUUUUUCCGUUAAGGGGGUUUUUUUUGUGUUUUUUUUUUAAGUGGUCCGCCAAGCAGUUGAGCUGGGGUCGCUGCUGUUGGCGCCGAAGAGAACCGCCUUUUGGAGAAGUGGUCGGGGCUGCGGACCGUCAAGUGGAAGAGAAGGUGACUUGUACAGAUACAGACUGACAGUAACGAUAAAUAGUUGGAUUAUGUCAAGAUGAGCUUCCUAUUGCCCAAGCUAACUAGCAAAAAAGAAGUAGACCAAGCAAUAAAAAGUACUGCAGAGAAGGUGUUGGUUCUCAGGUUUGGGAGAGACGACGAUCCUGUCUGUCUGCAGCUAGAUGAUAUUCUUUCUAAGACCUCUUCUGACCUGAGUAAGAUGGCGGCUAUCUAUCUGGUAGAUGUGGACCGAACUCCCGUUUACACACACUAUUUUGACAUCAGUUAUAUUCCGUCUACGGUGUUUUUCUUCAAUGGGCAGCACAUGAAAGUGGAUUAUGGGUCUCCCGAUCACACUAAGUUUGUGGGAAGUUUCAAAACCAAGCAAGACUUCAUAGAUUUGGUUGAAGUAAUUUAUCGAGGAGCAAUGAGAGGAAAGCUUAUUGUUCAAAGUCCUAUUGAUCCCAAGAAUAUUCCCAAAUAUGACCUUCUCUAUCAAGACAUUUAGUGCAUUCGGUACUGUCACAGUUGAAGAAAAAAGCACAUCUUGAAACAGUACGUGAACCCAGCGGUGCCGCUUUCCUGGAGUCCUUCGGAUGCGCUCAGCGUCGCAGCGGAGAAGAGCGCUGACUCGGGCAGGAGAUGCCCCACCCGAGUGGGAGACCCGCUGGCACUGCAACGAGCAGGGGUGCUUAAUGUCCAUGCCCUGCACCCCCGGUGCAGUCAAGACGACCGGGGUCACUUUCCUAAAGUUAAUAUUGUGUUUCUCUUUAUUCCUUAAGAUGGCACGGAAUCCUUCUAAACAUUGGCUAGCAUGUUUAUGUUUACUUUGAUAUAUGAGUAAAAUAGAAAGUCACUUCCCAUAAGAGCAGAAGGACUUAUCUUCUGCCCUCGAUGUACUCGCACCCCUCCCCUCACCCGUUCCUCCACUCAUGCGUUUAUCUCCUGUCUCCAAUCCUUGUUAUCUCAGUUUCUCUUGGAAUAAAUGAUUCUCUACUAAGA
Suricata suricatta (meerkat) is the source of this 1239-nucleotide messenger RNA. RefSeq names its product thioredoxin like 4B (gene TXNL4B). The record is from RefSeq and is a predicted model, not a curated record. Gene Ontology annotation, biological process: mRNA splicing, via spliceosome. The transcript is spliced from 4 exons. Gene Ontology annotation, cellular component: U4/U6 x U5 tri-snRNP complex; spliceosomal complex; U5 snRNP. The coding region runs from base 296 to 745 and encodes 149 amino acids. NCBI's taxonomy places the organism in Eukaryota, Metazoa, Chordata, Mammalia, Carnivora, Herpestidae.